This is a messenger RNA of Rubroshorea leprosula, 1357 nucleotides long. The record is from the annotation of a GenBank genome assembly. Lineage: Eukaryota; Viridiplantae; Streptophyta; Magnoliopsida; Malvales; Dipterocarpaceae.
AAAAAAAAAAGCAACGAAGGGAACCGGAAAGCAUUUCCCAAACCUUCGAGAAAACAAUUGUUGUUCUCCUUUUUUUCCAAGGGUUUCUGCAUUUCUAAUUCCAAUUUCAAUUUCCAUUUCUGAACUUCCUUUGAAGUAUAUUAAAGUCUCUGCUACCAGUCGCUGAAGCGAGGGAUCCCGCAUCCGACCAAGUUUUUAACCAGUCGCCGGCGGGCCGUGAGCGCGAUGGGAACGGGCUUCCCAAAAAGCCAGCCUCGAUUCCAAGAGCUCCUCCACAAGCUAUUUCUGAUUUCAAUUCCAAUUUCUCUGAAGUUCCAAUUGAAGGUUCUCCUCGAUUUCAUUCUCAUUUCUGAUUGCAUGUUAAAUUAAAUGCAGUUUUUUUGACUGGUGGCAGUCAGUCUAGGCUCGGUGUUGCUCUCUCUGGUCAUUUUACUGGACUCCGGUGACGGCGUGGACAUUGUCCAGCGACCUCUGUAACUUCGAUAUCCCUCUCUAUUUCGAUUAUUGAAGAAGGUUCUUCUCGCUGGUAAACAGCGCUCUUCAUUGGAAUUGAUUUCAUCCUUCCACAGCUUUCAACAUUGGAAAGGUGUGGUUUUCUGAUGGUUUGCUGGCCCUUUUUUUUAUUUUCAAGGAUGAUCCUAUCUAGCUGUCAUACCUGCAGAUUAAAUUGAUGAACUUCAUUUGCUUUUAGAUCACCUAUGUGCAGAAUUUCUGUUAAGGCUUUUAUUUUUGUAUUUUAGUUAAUGCCACUGUGAGUCAUGCCUUAUUCCUUUUCUAAUCAUAACUUGCUUUAUAGCUGGUGAUGAUUCUGCAUUUUGAUAUCUUGUGAUAUCCUUUUUCUUGUCUAUUUUAAUAAUUUGUCCUAUUGCCUUGAUUGUAAGAGCUUUGCUAUACUAUGAGAUGAAAUGGUAAAAUCUAAUUUCAAAAUUUUAAUGUUCUUAAGAGCAUAAAAAAGACUACGUAUAUGAAAUUUUGUUCUUAUUUAGGAAGAGAAAAAUGGUGGUGAGCUUGUGGGAGAAAUAGAUUUUUAUAUGGCUACUCAUUUGAACAAAGAUGGCAAAUAUGUUGAUGAAGAAGCAGAAAGUACAGUGAAAAAGGCCAAAGAAAUGCACACAGAGAGGUUAGCAACUAGCUCAUUAGAUGCAAUAUCCCUACAACAUUGGUGUAGCAUUGGUGUAUUCUGUUUUUAGGACUUAAACAUUUGGAUAUUAUUGUUAUAUUUUCUCUAGACAUAAAAAAAUUAAGCAUUCAAUGAUAUGUCAAUUUUGUGUAGAUUUUUGAUUAAUUGAUGUUAUAUUUGGUUUGAUUAAUUGUGCUUGAUCUUAGAUGGUUUUGUCAACAAAUAGGUAGUGUUUUG